Molecule: messenger RNA, 1579 nt
Organism: Oncorhynchus keta (chum salmon)
Lineage: Eukaryota; Metazoa; Chordata; Actinopteri; Salmoniformes; Salmonidae
Product: CDGSH iron-sulfur domain-containing protein 3, mitochondrial-like
Exons: 3
Coding region: 252-644 (130 amino acids)
Cellular component (GO): intracellular membrane-bounded organelle
Molecular function (GO): 2 iron, 2 sulfur cluster binding
Source: RefSeq, a predicted model, not a curated record
UGCAGCGGCUCACGUGACUAAUUCCCGGAAGCCACCUCUACAUGACCAGCCGUUAGCUACACAGUCUCCGCUCGUCCUUAUCUCAAGUGAAGCUAACGUUGGUUGUUGAUGCCAUUUUCAUUUGGUUGCUAAUUGUCUGUCACUAAUAUGAAUACGUUGAAUUUGAAGGCUUUAUUUAUAAAUAACAAUAUACAGACCACAGAGUAGCAGCCGCAGGCUACUUAAUAGCACGCACCCACCCACAACCAAAUAUGAACACGAUCAUGUCAGACAGAGUGCGCAAAUUAGUUUCUGCAACCUUGAUACAACCUUGGACGUGGCCGAUUAUUACUGCCCCAAAGGUCCAGCUCUCCAGUCUAUCCAGUGAGCCUGUCAUCGCUUCCAAAAAGCCUUUCAAGGUGGAGCUUGUAGGGGGAAAGCGUUACUCAUGGUGCACUUGUGGACACAGCAAGAAACAGCCUUUCUGUGAUGGAACCCACAAGACUAAAGCCCAGGGCCUGAUGCCUCUGCGCUUCGUCCCUGAGAAGGACUCCAAAGCUUGGCUGUGUGGCUGCAAGUACACCGCUAACCCACCAUACUGCGAUGGCACUCACAAGCAGGAAUUCAUCCAUUCUGCCCUGCUCCCAGAGAACACCGACUCCUGAAUGGCUAGGCGCUGAAUAUGUUUUUGUCCAAUUCACUGAGCUGUGGGUCCUCUGAGUUCUGGUCCUGGAGAUGUAGGACCAGAAUCACUGGUUCAGAAAGUAGCUCUGCACUUGGGUGAUUGAUGGCAAACAGAUGACUUAUGUACAUAUCUGACAUACUGUGACAUGCUUAGAUCUGAUGUGAAAAGAUCUGUGAUUGGUCAAAAUACUGAUUAGGGGAAAAAAUAUCAGAAUUGGGCUACAUGUCUAAACGCAGCGUUAGGAACCCCAUUAUAAUAUAAUGGGAAACUCUCGGCUUAGCACUAGCUUUGAACAAAUCUCCCACUGUAGUCCAUACAAGAUUUACAUGACAUAAGAGCGCUGUGAACAACUCAAUUAAGGAUGCAUCCUAUGAUAGGCUGUGAUACUUGUUAUGGGGCAAUUCCACAAUAACAGAAUUAUGCUGGGAUUUCACUUUAAAAUGACUGUGUCGCUUUGGAUAAAAGCGUCUGCUAAAUGGCAUAUAUUAUUAUUAUAUUAAAACCAAUGAUUAAAGUUAAUCAAACCAUUCAACUUUAUGCACAAUGGCUAGUUUUAACAAUUUCCACAAAAAAAACAUUUACUUGAGUGCAAAUGCAGUUAGGUAACAGUAUCAGUUACUCACUCUUUGCAAUCAUUGGUUUGUUUGGCAUACAUUUUAAAGUGAAAAAUAAUGAUGUUAAUGUGGAAUAGCCCUGUGUGUGGUAUGCACUGGUGCUUCUGUAAAUUGUGAUGAAACAGAUAUUUAAAAUGUUAAUGCUCUGCUAAUGAUACGCACAAGUAUUGUGAUGGACUGUUUCUCAAAAUGAAGUAUUGUAAUAGAACACUAAAUCAUAGGCUUUCUAUAAGAUUAAUUGUUUAAGAUGUAUUAUUCCCUCCAUGGUGUAUUCUGUCUGAAAUUAAAAUGAUCAAAUACA